This is a messenger RNA of Dendrobium catenatum, 697 nucleotides long. RefSeq lists its product as uncharacterized. The record is from RefSeq and is a predicted model, not a curated record. The transcript has 5 exons. Lineage: Eukaryota; Viridiplantae; Streptophyta; Magnoliopsida; Asparagales; Orchidaceae. Bases 70 to 486 code for a protein of 138 amino acids. Gene Ontology annotation, cellular component: chloroplast thylakoid membrane.
UCAUAAUUUUGGCAAGUUUUUUCUCUCUAGUUUUUCAGCACAGGCCUAAAAAAUCAGGGUGCGUCGACGAUGGAUUCCUCCCUGUUAUCCGCAUCUCCUUUCUCCUCUCUGCCAACCAGAAAUUCUCCUUUAGGAACCCUGAGGAGAUCAGACACAAGGCAUUUGUCGUAUACUUUUCUCAGGAGAAUGAAUGAACCACCAACAUGUAUAUUGGCAGUUUCAAAUAAAUCUCAAGGAAAAGGAAGGUCAAGUGAUGUGAUUAUGAUGGUAGAUCCUUUGGAAGCUAAACGUUUAGCAGCCAAACAGUUGCAAGAAAUCCAGGCUAAAGAAAAGCUAAGAAGGCAACGCAGAAUUGAAGCAAUUAAUGGUGCUUGGGCUAUGAUUGGAUUAACUGCAGGCUUGGUUAUUGAGGGUGAAACUGGGAAAAGUAUAGUAUCCCAGCUGGCUGGGUAUUUGGAUGCCAUCUUCAGCUUCUUCAGUAGAUAGCAUUCAGUUUACUAUUAUCAUUCAACAUUGUGGCAGUGAAUUUCUUCAUUUUAUUUGAGAUAUUUUUCUGUCUACUGAAGCUGACAUAUUACUUGAGAGGGUAAUCUGUGUUAGUAAACACCAUUGAUGACCUUUGGCUCAUAAUUCUGGUCUGCUUUACAAGUUUUGUAUACCAAAAAUUCAGCUAAUGAAAGUGGAUGAUUUUGCUACA